Messenger RNA from Helianthus annuus (common sunflower), 1292 nucleotides. RefSeq names its product phosphoglycerate mutase-like protein 4. Gene Ontology annotation, molecular function: phosphatase activity. The record is from RefSeq and is a predicted model, not a curated record. Gene Ontology annotation, cellular component: cytoplasm; cytosol. The transcript has 7 exons. The coding region runs from base 131 to 1045 and encodes 304 amino acids. NCBI's taxonomy places the organism in Eukaryota, Viridiplantae, Streptophyta, Magnoliopsida, Asterales, Asteraceae.
UGAGUCACAAUGAAAGUAAAAGAAACAAAGGGUAAAAAUGAACGUAAAAGAAACAUAAGGGGGUAAUUUGUAAAUCCCCGUCUUGAGGAUAGUUAACUGUUGAAACGUACCUAAUUACGUUGAAAGGUGAAUGGGCGCACUGCGCACCUGGCGUCAGUUAGAAUCACCUGCCGUCUUCCUGUCACCGUUAAUCUCUCGUCACAAUCUUUUGAAGCUUUCAAACCCUAACGGAACCAACAAACUCCUCCUCCAGCGGCGGCGACAUACACGAUACGGCAGCAUCUCCGCCGCUCCUCCUCCUCCUCUCAGCGUCACGGCCGUCAUCUCUCCGAUGGCCGACACUAAUUUCAGUACUGGUGUUGAACGUGAUUCUGUUGAUCGGAGUUUUACGGAAAUCAUUGUUAUACGCCAUGGUGAAACGGAGUGGAAUGCUGAGAAAAGAAUUCAGGGACAUUUAGAUAUUGACCUGAAUGAUGUCGGAAGACAGCAAGCAGUUGCAGUGGCUGAAAGACUAUCAAGAGAGUCUAAAAUUUCUGCCGUAUAUUCAUCUGACCUGAAAAGAGCUCUUGAAACUGCUGAGACAAUUGCAAGUAGAUGUGGAGGGCUUCAGGUAAUUCAAGAUCCCAACCUUAGAGAGAGACAUUUAGGUGAUCUUCAAGGUCUUGUAUACAGUGACGCACCCAAAAUGAAAACCAAGGCAUAUGAAGCUCUUCAGUCUCAUGGAAAUGACGUUGAAAUUCCUGGUGGUGGUGAAAGCCUGAAUCAACUCUAUAAACGUUGUACAAAUUCAUUGCAAGCGAUUGGCAGUAAACACCGAGGGGAGCGGGUUGUGGUGGUCACUCAUGGCGGUGUGAUCAGAGCACUUCACGAGCGGGCUUCUUUAGGUACAGGACGCCGAGCUGGAAGGAUACUGAAUGUUUCAGUCAAUGUAUUACACUUAUCGGAUCCCGACAAAUGGGUCAUCAAAUCAUGGGGGGAUGUCAGUCAUCUGAAUGGAGCCGGGUACUUAGACUCGGGUUUUGGUGGCGAUCGAACUUCCGGUUAGGCUUUUUCGUACAUGUCCAUUUCUUAACUUGCUAGAUGCAUUUAAUAACCAACAUGUCAAGUCUUUGAUGGGCUGAGUUGUUUCUAAUCCCAUUAAUUGGGCAAUAGCGAUUUGGUGGAGAGAUAUUAUGUUUAAAUUGUUGGCCCACAUUGCACAUGGUUGCAAAUGAAGAUAAUCUGGAUUAUUAUUGGACUUUGAAGGGUGUUAGAAUCAAUUAUUAAUGACACAGCUAUAAGUUCACAAUUAA